AUGCAGGAUGCUCCCGCAGAGUUGCCGCAAGCUCCUGUAGAGUCGCCGAAUGCUUCUACACAGACUGUUUUUGUGGAGAGGCAUUUAGCUGACCCCAAUGUCAUUGCCAGCGCAUUUCCCUUGACUUCAUUUUCUGGGGAGAGUGCUGAGCAAUGUAGUAUAUGCUUGAUCGACUUUGAAGAAGGAGAACUCCUACGAGUUCUUUCUUCUUGCGAUCACAGAUUUCAUCAUGAUUGUAUCCGUGAAUGGAUAUCAUGUGGUGGUAUGCAUUGCCCUUUAUGUCGCCGAGACUACAGUAUUAUAGUUGACUUAAUUCUUCUAGGGCUUGAUGUGGACUGUUGA
Molecule: messenger RNA, 342 nt
Organism: Nicotiana tabacum (common tobacco)
Lineage: Eukaryota; Viridiplantae; Streptophyta; Magnoliopsida; Solanales; Solanaceae
Source: RefSeq, a predicted model, not a curated record